Penicillium soppii is the source of this 1746-nucleotide messenger RNA. RefSeq lists its product as uncharacterized. Gene Ontology annotation, cellular component: membrane. NCBI's taxonomy places the organism in Eukaryota, Fungi, Ascomycota, Eurotiomycetes, Eurotiales, Aspergillaceae. Gene Ontology annotation, molecular function: carbohydrate:proton symporter activity. Gene Ontology annotation, biological process: carbohydrate transport; transmembrane transport. The transcript has a single exon. The record is from RefSeq and is a predicted model, not a curated record. Bases 1 to 1746 code for a protein of 581 amino acids.
AUGGAGAAAGCCACGACAGAUACAUACACUCACGUUGAGCACCGUCUCGUUGCGCCAACCACAUCCCUAGGGGACAAUACCCUCGGGGUCGAUGAUGAAGCCCUUUCAAAGCUUUCCGCCGAGCUUCCUGAUUUUGCCAACCUCAUAGAGAAGGCCCAGCGAGCCUCAAAUUUUGAGCAUAAUUUGACAAACCGGGAUGCGUUCAAGCUGUUCCCAAAAGCGAUUUGCUUCUCCUUUAUCCUGUCCCUCGCGGUCAUCAUGGAAGGAUACGAUACUUCCCUUCUAGGCUCCUUCUAUGCCUAUCCAACCUUUCGAGAGAAAUUCGGAGUCAAGACACCAAACAACGGCUACCAGGUCACCUCGAACUGGCAGACUGGUCUGCAGAAUGGAACAAAUAUUGGACAGAUUCUUGGCCUCAUUGCAGCUGGUCUGAUUGCUGAUCGGUGGGGCUACAAGAAGACUAUGCUGGGUGCCCUCGUUGCCCUAAUUGGCGCCCUUUUCCUUAUGUUCUUCGCCCAGAAUAUCAUUAUGUUGCUCGUCGGAGAAGUCCUCUGUGGUAUUCCUUGGGGGGCAUUCCAAACCCUUACAAUCACUUACGCCGCGGACGUUAGCCCGAUCGUUCUUCGGCCAUACCUGACCACUUAUGUCAACCUUUGCUGGGUCACCGGCCAAUUUAUCUCAGCUGGAGUUUUGCGUGGACUCUUGAGUCGCACUGACGAGUGGGCAUGGCGCAUUCCUUACGCCAUUCAGUGGAUUUGGCCAGUUCCAAUUCUCAUCGGCGUUCUUUUUGCGCCUGAAUCGCCUUGGUGGUUGGUUCGCCAUGAUAGGAUUGAAGAAGCAAAGCGCUCACUGAAUCGACUGGCGACUCCCCGCGACUCGAAUUACAGUGUAGACGAUGCUGUCGCGCUGAUCAUCAUUACUAACGCACAAGAAAAGCUCCAUCGAGAGGGGGUCACAUACUGGGAUUGUUUAAAAGGGGUCGACCGCCGUCGCACGCAAAUCGUCUGCUGCGUCUGGAUGUGUCAGGUCUUUUGUGGAAUCUGGUAUGGUGGAAACAUAGUCUACUUCCUCGAACAAGUCAGCUUCACUGAUGCUCAGGCAUUCAGCUUUGGACUUGGUGUCAACGGCAUUGGCUGGGUUGGCACUGUGUGCUCCUGGUUCGUGAUGCAGAAAGUUGGCCGCCGGAAGCUCUUUGUGACGGGUCUGGGCAUCAUGUUCACUAUCUUGAUGCUAGUCGGGUUCCUUGGGAUUCCAAGCCAUAACACACCCGCUUUGAGCUAUACAUCUGCAGCUCUACUGAUGAUUUUCGUCUUUACCUACGAUCUCACUGUGGGUCCUGUCACCUAUUGCCUUGUUUCUGAAAUUCCGUCUACUCGUCUUCGAAUCAAGAGUGCGGUUCUCGCUCGCGACUGUUAUAACGUCGCCAGUAUCGUGGCUAACUUCUUGAACCCUCCUAUCCUUAACCCCACCGCCUGGAAUCUCAAGGGGAAGGGUGGGUUUAUCUGGGCAGGACCGUGCUUUAUUUGCUUUGUAUGGGCAUUCUUCCAACUGCCGGAACCGAAGGGCCGGACCGCUCCCGAACUUGACAUUUUGUUCGAGAGGAAGGUCUCGGCUAGGAAGUUCUCUAAGUUUGCGGUCACUCCUUUCCGCUCUAACAACCUAGAGGUUGUCUCAGAGAGUGCCGCUCUGACUGAGAAUACUAGCCUUCUCGAACAGUCUUUGAGUGGUUCCAGCCAACCACUCUAG